Suillus plorans is the source of this 2841-nucleotide messenger RNA. RefSeq lists its product as uncharacterized. Bases 1 to 2841 code for a protein of 946 amino acids. The transcript is spliced from 14 exons. The record is from RefSeq and is a predicted model, not a curated record. Lineage: Eukaryota; Fungi; Basidiomycota; Agaricomycetes; Boletales; Suillaceae.
AUGUCACAUCGCCCUGGAACAGCAGGGCGCACCGGCUUCUAUCACACUAAUGGUGUCCCGGUCCUUGAGUCUUUUCUACAGGUCCACGCUUCCCUCGAGCUCUCAUCGCGUGCUGAACUUUCAGCAGCACCAGUGAUAUUCAUUCACCUCAUCCUUGUCGACUUCGACAUUUCGGCCAGCCCUUUCUCCUUGGCUCAUUUGUUUCUUCAGCCCUACUUCACCAGCGGCGGCAUCGAAUAUCGUGAGAUCGCCUACAACAUUGUCUCUGACGCGUCCGGUUACCGCAAAACCAUCUGUCAAAUCAUCAAGGACCUCAAAAACUCAUUCGCAUGGGAACGUGUGGUGGUUGGUGAUCCUUUUGCCAGGUACAGUUUGGAUGGCGAGAAGCACUAUGCUGGCGCCCCAACUGAAGAUUUCUUGGAGGGUAUCCUUAGUCCAUGGCAAUUUCUCCUGGACCAUGCUGACGAAACCUACCUGUGGCUCUUGUGCUGCAGCGCAAUUGUCAACAACAGUGACUCGUUUGCAGGAUUGCAACGCGCAGUAGUUCAUCACAAGCUCUCUGCCACAGUCGCAUUCAAUGCUGCACGUUUUCAACCAUCUUUUGCAUCCCAUUUGCUCCUGGCAUUCACUGAACAAGUCCUUGUGGAAUGUUGCCCCAUUGGCCUCGCAUUUGGUGACAUGCUGGCGCAAGCUUACAAACUCGGUCGCCACACUGAUGUCUUCUUACUGACACCACUUGUGGGUAGUCUGAAGGUCUCCAAGUUUGUAUGGGCUGAUGUCAAGUUCCGGCCUUGGGGCGGCUUCCUGCCAAUCCAAUGCCCAAGCUGUGGGUGGACUGAUUGUUGGAGCAAUGUGUUGAAUGAGCACAAAGAUUCCUUUGUAGCAGCUAAAGGAAAUUCUGUCAUCAGGGCUCGCAUCCUCAAGACAAUCAAAGAUGCUAUAGGCAGCAGUGAAGCAGCCAAAGACCCUUGUGUCAUGCUUCCUGAGAAAAAUCUGCGCAAGGCUGUUCGUGCCUAUUAUUUGGACUUCCUGGAAGAUGAUGAGGAUCGCAAGGCAGAGGAAGAGAUUAUUGAGGGAGGAACUAAGGACACAUCUGCUCCAGAUGCUGUUACUGUAGAGAUGGUGAGACAGAGGGAAGAUGAUAAGCCUGAGGAUGCUGGGAAGUACAAGACAGAAUUCUCUGGUUUUGAUGUCGUCCAAAAAUUAUUUAAGGAUGAAUUUGCAGAAUAUGACAAGCAGCACAGAGAUACCUCCAACCCAAAGUCUAUGGGUCAGAGAACAAGAUUGGCCCGCAUGUGGCACCAGGCCAUGUCCCCUGAGGUGAAGAAGGAGCUCGAGCGAGUUACAGGAAAAUGGAACCAGGAAGGACCUCCUGCAGAUACCAAGGACAGAUACCGUACCCAUAACCAGAAAAAAAUGAUGGAGGACUUUAUGGACAUGGGAAAGGCUCCUGGAACUACUGUCUGGGAGACUUCGCCACAAAAGGCCAAAAAACCUUUUACUCAGGCAACCAAAGACAAUCGGAAAUGGGCAGAACAUGCUCAAGAUCGUCUUGCCAACUGGCUUCUCGAAGGAGAAUAUGCCGAUGGAGAGGUUAGUGAUGGAGAGGACGACAAUGAAAAUAAUCUCCCAGAUCUGACUGUUGAGGUUGAUGAUGAUGGUUAUCCUUGCCUACCCACAGGCUUUGUAUCUCUCAAGCUCAAGCACAGGCAACAGCUUGUUCAGACUGUCUUUCAAAAGGCCUACGCUGUUAUUACCAACAAUCCCAGGGCUCUGGUGCCCUGGGGUGAGAUGUCGACCGAUUCCAAUCACUACUUUAAUUCAGGAUGCAUUCCUGAGAAUGUCGUCAUCAGGGAUCCUUCCCACCUGCAAAAGGACACGAUCACUGCAAUAUACUCCCACUGGAAAGACCAUGCUAGUCAUGACAUGCCGAUUGUAUGUUUUGUUGGAUAUAGGCAAGCUGAUUUCUAUGAUGCUCGCACUAAGAAGGGAGCUGCAAAGGGCAAGUCAAGGACGAAGCCUGCCUAUGUUGAAGUCUCUUCAGAUGAGGAAGGACUCUUGAACAAGGUCACUGAUGGUAAAAGCUCUUCAGAUGAAGAUGACGUCGAGGUGGAGACUCCGACCAUUCCUGAGUCCAGCCCCAAAUACUAUCUUGCUAGGGACAUGGUCCCUUACCUCAAGUCUCUCUCUACUGUCCCUUCAUAUCAUUGUCUUCUUACUGCGGUUCAAAAGCUUCCACAAAGAACAGAUUCAAAGUCAAGGAAACAGCAUCUUCCUGUCUGGGCUUCUUGGACAUGGUCUCAGGCAUAUCUGCCUCAAGACAUCCAUGAGGAUAUGAAAACCACCUCAGUUGCCCUGGAGCAUUUGAGUAACUACCAGUUCGAUUCUCGUGGAUGGGGCAUGGUUGUGGCCCUGGGACUUAGACUCCUACUUCGUCAGUGUCGUCGUGCUCAGGAGUAUGAAGCCAACAAAGCUGGAGAUGAUGUACCUAACUACUUGGGUAACUCUAUCUUGGGCAUCCAGAUGGGCAACCAGACUGAGGAAAAGCCUGGGUUGUCUAUUGUGAGGAAAGACAUUGAGAAGAGGCUUUCAGAGAAGAAAAGGAAGUUGAAGGAGAAAAGGAGAGUCGAGGAGGAGAAGAGGGUUGAGGAAGAAGAAAGAUUGGCUAAGGAAGCAAGCAAGGUGGACAAGAGGGUAAGGAAAUCCAAUGCUAAAGGGAAGGGUAAGAGGCCUGCUGCAGAUGUGGAGGAACCAUCCAAGAAAAAAAUGAAAGCUUCCCCUUCUGAUCCAUCUUGUUGUUCUGCCAGAGACAAAGCACCUCCAAAGAAGUACAAUGUUUGA